AUGAACUCACUAAUACCAAAAUUCACCACAAGAUCAAUAAUAACUCUAUCUAACUCGGCAACUAGACCUUCCGUACUAUUGACAAAGAGACUAUAUCAUCAAAAAGUCAUUGAGCAUUACACGAACCCAAGGAAUGUUGGUUCAUUAGAUAAAUCCCAAGGAAACGUUGGUACCGGUAUAGUUGGUGCCCCUGCAUGUGGGGACGUCAUUAAAUUACAAAUACAAGUGAAUGAUGAUACGGGGAUUAUUGAGAAUGUUAAAUUUAAGACAUUCGGUUGUGGAUCUGCAAUUGCAUCGUCAUCUUAUAUGACUGAAUUAGUUAAUGGGAUGUCUAUUGAUGAUGCUCAAAAGAUUAAGAAUAUUGAAAUUGCGAAGGAAUUAUCUUUGCCUCCUGUGAAAUUGCAUUGCUCCAUGUUGGCUGAAGAUGCUAUUAAGGCGGCUAUUAAGGAUUAUAGAACCAAGAGAACGAAGGCUACAACCCUACAUUAA
Naumovozyma dairenensis CBS 421 is the source of this 489-nucleotide messenger RNA. It is a transcript of the gene ISU2, whose product is annotated as putative iron-binding protein ISU2. Gene Ontology annotation, cellular component: cytoplasm; mitochondrial matrix. The coding region runs from base 1 to 489 and encodes 162 amino acids. Gene Ontology annotation, biological process: iron-sulfur cluster assembly; intracellular iron ion homeostasis. The transcript has a single exon. The record is from RefSeq and is a predicted model, not a curated record. Lineage: Eukaryota; Fungi; Ascomycota; Saccharomycetes; Saccharomycetales; Saccharomycetaceae. Gene Ontology annotation, molecular function: 2 iron, 2 sulfur cluster binding; ferrous iron binding.